AUGCAGCAUUAUGAUGUCAUUUCCCAUUACGCCGCUGCUUUCUCCUGACUCAGCAUCAGUUCCUGCUCUGCUUGUAUUUCAGAUUAACAUGCUGCUGAACUUCCACAUGGGUGAAGACUGUCCGUGUCCUCAAGACAUUCAGGAGGAGCUCUACGAUUUCCACAGCGAGCUGCGUCUGCACUGCGGAAUCCCAGUGGAGGAGGAUGAGGAGUAUCAGGACACGUCUAUUAAAGGCCGUCUGCUGGCGCUCAUCUACAAGAUUAAAGGUCAACCGCAGAAAUCUGAGAGUCCACCCACUGAGAAAGAGCACACGGCUCCAUCGAAUCUGAAGGAGCUGAUCUCCCAGACGAUGGUGCUGUGGGCUCAGGAGACCCAGAUCCAGGACCCGGAGUUGGUGCGCAUGAUGUUCAGCCUGCUGCGGCGUCAGUACGACAGCAUCGGGGAGCUGCUGCGCGCCAUGAGGAGGACAUACAGCAUCAGCGGAGCCUCGGUCAGCGACACCAUCCUGCUGCUGGCCUCGCUGGGGCAGAUCCGCUCGCUGCUCAGCGUACGCAUGGGGACGGAGGAGGAGCUGCUGAUGAUACACGGCCUGGGAGACAUCAUAAAUAAUAAGGUGUUCUACCAGCAUCCCAACCUGAUGAGGGUCCUGGGCAUGCAUGAGACCGUCAUGGAGGUGAUGGUGAACGUGCUGGGAGGAGGAAAGUCUCAGGAAAUCGCCUUCCCGAAGAUGGUUGCGAGCUGCUGCCGCUUCCUGUGCUACUUCUGUCGAAUCAGCCGUCAGAACCAGAAGGCCAUGUUUGACCACCUGAGUUACCUGCUGGAGAACAGCAGCGUGGGUCUGGCAUCUCCAGCCAUGCGUGGGUCGACUCCUCUGGAUGUAGCAGCUUCGUCAGUGAUGGAUAAUAAUGGGCUGGCGCUCGCGCUGGAGGAGCCCGACCUGGACAAGGUUGUGACGUAUCUGGCGGGCUGUGGUCUGCAGAGCUGCCCGAUGCUGCUGGCGAAGGGAUAUCCUGACAUCGGCUGGAACCCCAUCGAGGGCGAGCGUUACCUGUCCUUCCUGCGCUUUGCCGUCUUCGUCAACGGUGAGAGUGUGGAGGAGAACUCCAGUGUUGUGGUGAAGCUGCUGAUCCGCCGGCCGGAGUGUUUUGGUCCUGCACUCAGAGAAGGAGGAAACGGCCUGCUGGCAGCCAUGAAGGAGGCCAUACAGAUCUCUGAGAACCCCAGCCUGGACCUGCCCAGCAGUGGAGCCGCGCACGCUUCAGACGCCUCUACUGAGGGUGAGGAGGAAGAGGAAGUGGUCCACAUGGGAAACUCUAUUCUGUCCUUCUACUCUGCUCUGAUUGAUCUGCUGGGCCGCUGCGCUCCUGAGAUGCAUCUGAUUAAUAAGGGUAAAGGUGAAGCUCUGAGGAUUCGUGCCAUCCUGCGCUCUCUGGUGCCCACAGAGGAUCUGGUGGGCAUCAUCAGCAUCCCACUCAACAUGCCUGCGGUCAAUAAAGAUGGCAGUGUCACUGAGCCAGACAUGGCUGCCAGUUUCUGCCCGGACCACAAGGCCCCGAUGGUGCUGUUUCUGGACCGUGUGUACGGCAUCGAGGACCAGAGUUUCCUCCUGCAUCUGCUAGAGGUGGGCUUCCUGCCGGACCUGAGAGCCGCUGCGUCACUGGACACGGAGGCUCUGCGCACCACUGAAUCGGCGCUGGCGAUGAACAGAUACAUCGGAUCGGCUAUUCUGCCGCUGCUGACGCGGUGUGCUCCACAUUUCUGCAGCACGGAGCAUCACGCCGCGCUCAUCGAUAACACACUCUACACCAUCUACAGGCUGUCCAAGGGCUGCUCGCUCACCAAAGCACAGCGCGAUGCUAUCGAGGAGUGCUUACUGGCUGUCUGCAAGUACCUCAGACCCUCCAUGCUGCAACAUCUUCUGCGGCGACUGGUGUUUGAUGUGCCACUGUUGUCUGAAUACUGUAAGAUGCCUCUCAAGCUGUUGACCAAUCACUACGAGCAGAACUGGAAGUAUUACUGCCUGCCGUCGGGAUGGGGAAGCUACGGUCUGGCGUCUGAAGAGGAGCUGCUGCUCACCAAGAAGAUCUUCUGGGGAAUAUUUGAUUCUCUUUCUCAGAAGAAGUAUGAGCAGGAUCUGUUUAAGAUGGCCAUGCCGUGUCUGAGUGCCAUCGCUGGAGCUCUGCCGCCCGACUACAUCGACUCCACGCUCAGCACCACGCUGGAGAAACCUGUCUCAGUGGACACGCAGGGAAACUUCGAGCCCAGACCCAUAAACACAGCCAAUAUCUGCCUGCCGGAGAAGCUGGAGCACAUCGCUAACAAAUAUGCCGAACAUUCCCAUGAGAAAUGGGCUGCGGAGAAGGUUCUUCUAGGCUGGAAACAUGGAGAAAACAUCGAUGAGAAAGCAAAGACUCACCCGAUGCUGAGAUCCUACAAGUCCCUCACAGAGAAGGAGAAGGAGGUGUACCGCUGGACGGUGCGCGAGUCUCUGAAGAGCAUGCUGGCGAUGGGCUGGAGUCUGGACAGAACCAGAGAAGGAGAAACACUCUUCCAGCAGAGAGAGAUGGAGAAAACCAGGCGCAUCUCACAGGCCUCUCAGGGAAACGUCUUCAAUCCUGCUCCACUGGACAUGAGCAGCAUCCUUCUGUCCAGAGAACUGCAGUCGAUGGUUGAAGUCGUAGCUGAGAAUUAUCACAACAUCUGGGCCAAGAAGAAGAAGAGUGAGCUGUGCGGUCGAGGUGGAGGGACUCAUUCACUGCUGGUUCCCUACGACACACUGACGGCUAAAGAGAAGGCCAGAGACCGCGAGCGUGCACAGGACCUGUUUCGCUUUCUGCAGGUCAACGGAUUCGCCAUCAGCAGGGGUCUGAAGGACAUGGAGCAGGACUCGUCCUCCAUGGAGAAACGCUUCGCCUUCAAAUUCCUGAAGAAGCUACUGAAAUAUGUGGACUCUGCGCAGGAGUUCAUCGCUCACCUCGAGGCGAUGGCGAGCAGCGGGAAGAAUGACCGAUCUCCACAUGAGCAGGAGAUCAAGUUCUUCGCUAAGGUGCUGCUGCCGCUCAUCGAUCAGUACUUCAAGAACCACUCACUCUACUUCCUGUCGUCUCCCACCAAGAACCUGAGCAGCAGCGGAUACGCCUCUAACAAAGAGAAGGAGAUGGUCACCAGUCUGUUCUGUAAGCUGGCGGCUCUGGUGCGGCACCGGAUCUCUCUGUUUGGAAGUGACUCCACCACAAUGGUCAGCUGUCUCCACAUCCUCGCACACACACUUGACACCAGGACAGUGAUGAAGUCCGGCUCGGAGCUGGUGAAAGCGGGUCUGAGGACUUUCUUUGAGAACGCAGCGGAGGAUCUGGAGAAGACACUGGAGAACCUGAAACUGGGCAAAUUCACUCAUUCCCGCAGUCAGAUGAAGGGAGUUUCGCAGAAUAUUAACUACACCACCGUGGCUCUGCUGCCCAUCCUGACCGCGCUCUUCCAGCACAUCACCGAGCACCAGUUCGGAUCCGACCUGCUAUUGGAUGAUGUCCAGGUGUCGUGUUAUCGAAUCCUGACCAGUUUAUAUUCUUUGGGGACGGGGAAAAACAUCUACGUGGAGCGGCAGCUGCCGGCGCUGGGUGAGUGUUUGGCGACUCUGGCGGGUGCGAUGCCCGUGGCCUUUCUGGAGCCGCAGCUCAACAAACACAAUCCCUGCUCCGUCUUCAACAACACCACCUCUAGAGAACGAGCCUUGGUGGGCAUGCCGGAGUCAGUAGAGGAUGUGUGUCCGGAGCUGCCGCGUCUGGAUUCUCUGAUGCUGGAGAUCAGUGAGCUGUCGGAUUCUGGCGCACGCUACACUGAGAUGCCGCAGGUGAUUGAGGUGGUCCUCCCAAUGCUAUGUAAUUACCUGUCGUACUGGUGGGAGCGCGGCGAGGAGAACCGGACCCCCAGUAGCAGCAGCACCUGCAGCACCGCCGUCACCUCACAGCACCUCAGCCUCGUCCUCGGGAACAUCCUCAAGAUCCUCAACAGCAACCUGGGCAUCGACGAGGCCUCCUGGAUGAAGCGCAUCGCAGUGUACGCUCAGCCGAUCAUCAGUAAGGCACGCGCUGACCUGCUGAAGAGCCACUUUCUGCCGACGCUGGAGAAGCUGAAGAAGAAGACUGUGAAGGUGGUGUCGGAGGAGGAGCUUCUGAAGGCGGACGGUAAGGCCGACACCCAGGAGGCGGAGCUUCUGAUCCUGGACGAGUUUGCGGUGCUCUGCAGAGACCUGUACGCCUUCUACCCCAUGCUUAUACGCUACGUGGACAACAACAGGUCCCGCUGGCUAAAGGAGCCAGAUGCAGAUUCUGAUGAGCUCUUCCGGAUGGUGGCAGAGAUCUUCAUCCUGUGGUGUAAAUCACACGUAAGACCCUCUUCAUCCUCAGGCCAGCGUCCGUCAGCAGGACUUCCAUCAAACUUCAAGAGGGAAGAGCAGAACUUUGUGGUCCAGAACGAGAUCAAUAACCUGUCCUUUCUCACCGGUGACAGUAAAACCAAGAUGGCGAAGUCAUUCCUCCUUAAGUCUGGAGGUCAGGAUCAGGAGCGGAAGCACAAGAAGCGGCGCGGUGAUUUCUACUCCAUCCAGACGUCUCUGAUCGUGGCGGCGCUGAAGAAGAUGCUGCCCAUCGGCCUGAACAUGUGCACACCAGGAGACCAGGAGCUCAUCCUGCUGGCCAAGACACGAUACAGCCUGAAGGACACCGAUGAGGAGGUGAAGGAGCACAUCAGACAGAACCUCCACCUGCAGGAGAAGUCUGAGGAUCCGGCAGUUCAGUGGCAGCUCAACCUUUAUAAAGACGUGAUGGUGAAGACGGAGGAAACUCCAGAUCCAGAGCGAACCAUCGAGCGCAUCCAGGGGAUCUCAGCCGCUGUCUUCCAUCUGGAGCAGGUUGAACAGCCGUUGCGCUCUAAGAAGUGUGUUUGGCAGAAGUUGCUGUCUAAGCAGCGCAAGCGAGCUGUGGUGGCGUGUUUCAGGAUGGCACCACUCUACAACCUGCCCAGGCAUCGCUGUAUUAACCUGUUCCUCACCGGUUACCAGCGGCUCUGGAUAGAGGCAGAGAUGUACUCGUUUGAGGAGAAUCUAGUGCAGGAUCUGGCCAAGACACAGCCGAAGCCUGAUGAGGAGGAGGAGGAGAUCACAGACACUCAGCCAGACCCUCUGCAUCAGCUGAUCCUGCACUUCAGCCACAACGCACUGACGGAGCGCAGCUCUCUAGAGGAGGAUCAGCUCUACAUCGCAUACGCAGACAUGAUGGCAAAGAGCUGUGCUGAAAACGAGGAAGAGGAGGAGGAAGACAAAGAGAAAACAUUUGAGGAGAAGGAGAUGGAGAAGCAGAAGACUCUCUAUCAGCAGGCCAGACUUCAUGACAGAGGAGCAGCAGAGAUGGUCUUACAGAUGGUCAGCGCUAGUAAAGGUCGUCUGGAUCCGAUGGUGACGUUCACACUGAAGCUGGGCAUCUCCAUCCUCAACGGAGGAAACAUCGUGGUCCAGCAGAAAAUGCUGGACUAUCUGAAGGAGAAGCGAGACGUGGGAUUCUUCAAGAGUCUGUCAGGACUGAUGCAGUCGUGCAGUGUUUUGGAUCUGAAUGCAUUCGAGCGUCAGAAUAAGGCAGAAGGAUUGGGGAUGGUGACGGAGGAGGGAUCCAUCAACGUGAGGGAGCGCGGCUCUAAAGUCCUGCAGAACGAUGAGUUCACCAAAGAUCUGUUCAGGUUCCUCCAGCUCCUGUGUGAAGGACACAAUAAUGAUUUCCAGAACUUUCUCAGAACGCAGACGGGAAACACGACCACGGUGAACAUAAUCAUCAGCACGGUGGACUAUCUGCUCAGACUACAGGAGUCCAUCAGUGAUUUUUACUGGUAUUACUCUGGCAAAGACGUGAUGGAUGAGGCCGGCCAGCGUAAUUUCUCCAAAGCCCUCGCUGUGGCCAAACAGAUCUUCAACUCACUCACUGAAUACAUCCAGGGUCCGUGCAUCGGGAACCAGCAGAGUUUGGCUCACAGCAGACUCUGGGACGCCGUUGUUGGAUUUCUGCAUGUCUUCGCUAACAUGCAAAUGAAGCUUUCACAGGACUCCAGUCAGAUCGAGCUGCUGAAGGAGCUGAUGGAUCUGCAGAAGGACAUGGUCGUCAUGAUGCUGUCGCUGCUGGAAGGAAACGUUGUGAACGGAACCAUCGGCAAGCAGAUGGUGGACACACUGGUGGAGUCGUCCAGCAACGUGGAGAUGAUCCUCAAGUUCUUCGACAUGUUCCUCAAGCUGAAAGAUCUGACCACUUCUGAGAACUUCAAGGAGCACGACCCCGACCGCAAAGGUGUUAUCUCCAAGAAGGAGUUCCAGAAGUCCAUGGAGAACCAGAAGCAGUAUUCACAGUCUGAGAUUGAGUUCCUGCUGUCUUGCGUCGAGGCGGAUGAAAAUGAUAUGUUCAACUAUGAAGAGUUCGUCACACGUUUCCACGAACCCGCCAAAGACAUUGGAUUCAACGUUGCAGUUCUGCUUACCAAUCUGUCGGAGCACAUGCCUCACGACAGCCGUCUGUCUGCAUUCCUCAACCUGGCCGAGAGCGUUCUCAACUACUUCGAGCCCUUCUUAGGCCGCAUCGAGAUUAUGGGCGGAGCUAAGAGGAUCGAAAGGGUUUACUUCGAGAUAAGCGAAUCCAGCCGAACACAGUGGGAGAAACCACAGGUGAAAGAGUCGAAGCGUCAGUUCAUCUUCGACGUGGUCAAUGAAGGUGGCGAAUCAGAGAAGAUGGAGCUGUUCGUCAACUUCUGCGAGGACACCAUCUUCGAGAUGCAACUGGCCUCUCUAAUCUCCGAACCCGAUGCGGCUGAGAGACAGGAGGAGGAGGAUGAAGAAGACGAAGAUGAUGAAGAUGCUCAGAGCGAUGAUGUGGACGAUGAUGAAGAUGAUGGAGUAAUGGAAUCUUCCUCUGCUUUUACAUUAGCCUGCGUCUCCAUGAGGAAGAGUCUGACGAACUUUCGCCACCUGCUGACCUUCAGGAGCCUGCGCAGACGCUACCGAAGACUGAGGAAGAUGAGCCUCCGAGACCUGAUACGAGGAUUCUUCUGCUUCUUCUGGAUGAUCUUCAUCGGUUUCUUCCGCUCGCUCUACAACCUCGUCUGGGGCUUCUUCCACAUACUCUGGUCCACGCUUUUCGGCGGCGGACUCGUAGAAGGAGCCAGGAACAUUAAAGUGACGGAUAUCCUGGGGAAUAUGCCGGACCCUACACAGUUCGGGAUCCACGGGGACGUCCUGGAGAUGGAGAAGCUGGAGUAUUGCGACGUGUCCUCGGUUUCGGAGCUUGGGCGGCUUUCGGCUGGAGAUCAGGAGGACGUGGAGGAUCUGAUGACGGAGCUGAUGAACAUCCAGCCUAGGAGAGAAGGAGGGAAACACGGCAUGGAGCCCGGCCUAGGGGACGUGUCGGAGGUGAUAGGGGUGGACACUCCAUCUCUCGCCAGCGCCGUCCAUCAGAAAAAAGCACAGGAAGCAGCCAGUAGGCGUGCAGCUGAAUCUGAGGCCAAAUGUGAAUCAGAGAAAGCAGAUGUGGAGGAUGGAGAGAAGAAGGACCAAGAUAAAGCUAAAGAGGAGCAGAUCUCAGAUCUGUCAGACGAGGAGAAGAAACCACAGAAGAAGAGACGCGGGCAGAGGAAGCAGCCGGCCGAGGCCUUCAUGGCGGCGUUUUUAGCUGGACUGGAGAUCUACCAGACCAAAACCCUGAAUUAUCUGGCCAGAAACUUCUACAACCUGCGCUUUCUGGCUCUGUUCGUGGCGUUCGCCAUCAACUUCAUCCUGCUCUUCUAUAAGGUGACGGGUGAUGACUCUGAUGAGGUGGACCCGUGGGCUCGGCGUGGCGAUGAUGAUGAGGAUGAUGAAGGUGUGGUGGAGUGUUUCGUCCUGCAGGAGAGCAGUGGUUACAUGGCCCCGACGCUGCGCUUCCUCGCCGUCAUGCACACACUCAUCUCCUUCCUCUGUGUGCUGGGAUACUACUAUCUGAAGGUGCCGCUGGUGGUGUUUAAGCGUGAGAAGGAAAUCGCCCGUAAGCUGGAGUUUGACGGCCUCUACAUCACCGAGCAGCCGUCUGAUGAUGAUAUUAAAGGCCAGUGGGACAGACUCGUCAUCAACACACCGUCCUUCCCCAACAACUACUGGGACAAGUUUGUCAAACGCAAGGUUAUCAAUAAGUACGGUGACCUGUAUGGAGCGGAGCGGAUCGCGGAGCUGCUGGGUUUGGAUAAAAGCGCUUUAGACUUCAAUCCCACCGAGGAGACGGUCAUUAAAGAGGCUUCACUGCUGUCCUGGUUGAGCUCCAUCGACACCAAAUAUCACGUGUGGAAGCUGGGCGUCGUGUUCACUGAUAAUUCGUUCCUGUAUCUGGUCUGGUACACCACCAUGUCCAUCCUGGGACACUACAAUAACUUCUUCUUCGCGGCUCAUCUGCUGGACAUCGCCAUGGGCUUUAAAACACUCAGGACCAUCCUGUCCUCCGUCACACACAACGGCAAACAGCUGGUGCUGACGGUGGGUCUGCUGGCAGUGGUUGUGUAUCUCUACACUGUCGUUGCGUUUAACUUCUUCCGCAAGUUCUACAACAAGAGUGCAGAUGAGGACGAGCCUGACAUGAAGUGCGACGACAUGAUGACGUGUUAUCUGUUCCACAUGUAUGUGGGUGUACGUGCGGGCGGUGGGAUCGGUGAUGAGAUCGAGGAUCCUGCAGGCGACCCGUAUGAACUCUACCGAAUCCUCUUCGACAUCACCUUCUUCUUUUUCGUCAUCGUCAUCCUGCUGGCCAUCAUUCAAGGUCUGAUCAUUGAUGCGUUUGGAGAGCUUAGAGACCAACAGGAACAGGUCAAAGAAGACAUGGAGACCAAAUGCUUCAUCUGUGGCAUUGGGAAUGAUUAUUUCGACACGACGCCGCACGGCUUCGAGACACACACUCUACAAGAGCACAACCUCGCCAACUACCUAUUUUUUCUGAUGUACCUGAUCAACAAGGAUGAAACUGAGCACACUGGUCAGGAGUCGUACGUGUGGAAGAUGUACCAGGAACGCUGCUGGGACUUUUUCCCAGCCGGAGACUGUUUCCGAAAGCAGUACGAGGAUCAGCUGGGAUAGAGAAACCCGUGAAAAACCUCCAGACCUCGUGCCAAAAACGUAUGGAGCCUAAAAUAUGACAAAACUAUCUGAAUCUGGAUUGUGUUCAUUUGAAUGAUUGACAAUUGUAAUUUAAUAGAACUGAAUAUUAUAUGCCAUUACAAAUUAAAACCUCUUAACUUGAAUAUUGAACAUUUGACAUUUAAGACUGCUGAUUUUUACAGAUGUGCAUUUUCAAGCAACAGAUUUUAUUGGAUGGGUUAGAAUUGCUAGACUGCAGGUUUCCAGUUUGAGUGUGUGAAAAUGCGGUUUAGAUCAAAUGUUCGACUUUUCAGACAUCAUCUAUUCUUCUCUCUGCACAGCCUUCUGCGCAACCUGAUUUUCUGCAUUUAAAAUGUUUGAAUAAUUAAUUUGAUGUUCUGGAUUUCUUCAUUCUGAACGAUUUAAACCAUAAAUGAAAAAUGUGCAGUCUAGAAAUUGAACCCAGAAAAUCUGUUGCUUGAAAAUGCAUGUCUGUAAACAUCUCCCUUUAAAAACCUGCGCCCAGUUGCAUGAAAGUCCUUAAGCCUAGAAAUCGCUUAAAGUCCACAUGAACCGGAUUUUCUUUCAUAUUGUGAUGCAGUUCCUAUAG
Molecule: messenger RNA, 9737 nt
Organism: Danio aesculapii
Lineage: Eukaryota; Metazoa; Chordata; Actinopteri; Cypriniformes; Danionidae
Product: ryanodine receptor 3
Exons: 71
Coding region: 11-9127 (3038 amino acids)
Biological process (GO): calcium ion transmembrane transport; intracellular calcium ion homeostasis
Cellular component (GO): sarcolemma; smooth endoplasmic reticulum; sarcoplasmic reticulum membrane
Molecular function (GO): calcium ion binding; ryanodine-sensitive calcium-release channel activity
Source: RefSeq, a predicted model, not a curated record